GGGUUCGUAAAAGUUGUGAAGAACAAGGCUUAUUUCAAGAGGUACCAGGUUAAAUUCCGCAGAAGGAGAGAGGGCAAAACCGACUACUAUGCCCGCAAGAGACUGGUCAUCCAGGACAAAAACAAGUACAACACCCCCAAAUACAGGAUGAUUGUGCGUGUCACUAACAGAGACAUCAUCUGCCAGAUUGCCUAUGCCAGGAUUGAAGGCGACAUGAUUGUCUGUGCUGCCUAUGGCCACGAACUUCCCAAAUUCGGUGUCAAGGUUGGGCUGACAAACUACGCUGCAGCCUAUUGUACAGGUCUGCUGCUGGCUCGCAGGCUGCUGAACAAAUUUGGCCUUGACAAAAUCUAUGAAGGCCAAGUGGAAGUUACUGGAGAUGAGUACAAUGUGGAGAGCAUUGAUGGGCAACCUGGUGCCUUCACCUGCUACCUGGAUGCCGGUCUCACCCGGACCACCACUGGAAACAAAGUCUUCGGCGCACUCAAGGGAGCCGUAGAUGGAGGCCUGUCCAUUCCUCACAGCACCAAACGCUUCCCUGGCUAUGACUCAGAGAGCAAAGAAUUCAACUCAGAAGUCCACCGCAAACACAUCCUGGGCCAGAAUGUGGCGGACUACAUGCGCCUUCUAAUAGAGGAAGAUGAGGACGCAUACAAGAAACAGUUCUCCCGGUAUAUAAAGAAUGGUGUCACAGCUGACCAAAUGGAAGACAUAUUCAAAAAGGCUCAUGCUGCAAUCAGGGAAAACCCAGUCCACGAAAAGAAGCCCAAAAGAGAAGUCAAAAAGAAGAGGUGGAAUCGUGCCAAAUUGUCCCUGGCACAGAAGAAAGACCGCAUUGCUCAGAAAAAAGCAAGCUUUCUCAGAGCUCAGGAGAAGAUUGCCGACAGCUAA
This is a messenger RNA of Staurois parvus, 891 nucleotides long. Lineage: Eukaryota; Metazoa; Chordata; Amphibia; Anura; Ranidae. The record is from the annotation of a GenBank genome assembly.